UCUACUUUGUCGACUGGCACUAAAAGUCGCCACGGAAGUGAUCAGUCAUAAAUUCUGGAACAUUACCAUUUUAAAGUGCAUAUUUGAGUGAAGACAGGGUGUUAAGAAGCAUUUUAGUUUUUCUUGUAUUUAUUUCCGUCAAUUUAACUGGUAAUAAAAGUGGUUCUGGGUGGAUGAUCACGAAACCAUAUUUAUUUGAUUUACGUCGUGUCUGUGAGUUUUGAAGGAGGCCAUCUUUGCAAUCUCUAUUAGAGGUCUUCAGCUUGCGCUUUCAUUGUCUGGUGAAAAACCAGUAUUUAUUACACACACAUUUCACCAAAUGGCUUUAAAACGAAUUAAUAAGGAAUUACAAGACCUCGGCAGAGACCCUCCAGCACAAUGUUCAGCAGGUCCUGUAGGAGACGAUUUAUUUCAUUGGCAAGCCACAAUUAUGGGACCACCAGAUAGUCCAUACCAAGGCGGCGUAUUUUUCCUAACAAUACAUUUUCCAACAGAUUACCCUUUCAAACCUCCAAAAGUGGCAUUCACAACAAGAAUCUAUCAUCCUAACAUUAAUAGUAAUGGUAGUAUUUGCCUUGAUAUAUUACGUUCUCAAUGGUCUCCAGCUCUAACUAUUUCUAAAGUUUUGUUAUCAAUCUGCUCACUACUGUGUGAUCCAAACCCAGAUGACCCUUUAGUACCAGAAAUUGCUAGGAUAUACAAAACCGAUCGGGAAAAAUACAACGAGUUGGCGCGCGAGUGGACUCGCAAAUACGCUAUGUGAUGGCCAGGCCCCCCCGACCCUCAUUUCACAUAUUAGAAGAAAAACAAAAACAAUUUAUUUAAUAAUACAUAAAAAAUCAACAAACACAUCGGAGGGGAUCGGCCAGCCUGUCAUUUUCACAAACAAAAUUCUACUGUACAUUUGCUUUUUGAGGUUUUGGAUUCCGCCACAAUACCAUCAUGGGGCUUUUAUGUAACUUUUCGAUUCCCAAAUGACAUGUUGUGGUGAUACUAGCGUCCAAACUUUGGAGGAAGGAAAAAUGUUUAUAUAAAAUAAGUACUAUUUUUUCGUCUCUACCCAAGUUAUCUGGCUGCCAUUGCCUCACUCGCUCCCAACUGAUACUAUAUUUAAUAUUAGAUAAAUUAAUACGUAGGAUUUUUGUGGUUCAACUAGGUGUACUAUAAUAAUAAAUAUAUAUUUUUUCCAUACUUUCCAUGCUCUUUCAACAAUUUUCAUUCUAAGAGAAAGCAAUAUGAGAGUUUGUACUCACAUAAAAUCUGUAGAUAAUUUGUAAGUAAUCAGUGUGUCUUUAAGUACAAACUCUUCUAAGAUCUCAAAGGAAUAUUCGACUAAUGGAAAAUGUUAAAGAUUUAUAAUAUAUACAUAAGUUUUUUUUAAACCAGACUGCAGUUUCAUAUUGAAAUGUUGGGUACUAAAUUAAAAAACGAUUUCUAACAAUACCUUAAUAUAAAAAUCGUUUAAAUUCUUUAGAACCUGCGAAUUAGAAAAAGAACAAUGUAGAUAUUUGUAAAUUUUUUAAAUUAGAAUAUUUUUUUAUUUGUUAAAGCAAUUUUGGAAGAAUUAUAAAUCUUAAAACAUUUUUCUAAUAGUAAAACUGGAUGUGCCGUGAUGUAUAUUGUUUACCUUCUAAACAGUGUUCAUUAUUUUACUGAGACGGCUGGCUAAUGUAACUUUCAAGGCUUUUAGAAAAGGAAUCUACCGUAAAUGAAGGCGUACUUUACAACAAUGUUUGAUAAAAAUUGAAAUUAAUUGUAAACUUUUUAUUUAUUUACUGAAUAUAAAUAAACCUUAAAAGUAA
Messenger RNA from Diabrotica virgifera virgifera (western corn rootworm), 1802 nucleotides. It is a transcript of the gene eff, whose product is annotated as ubiquitin-conjugating enzyme E2-17 kDa. Bases 320 to 763 code for a protein of 147 amino acids. Gene Ontology annotation, biological process: ubiquitin-dependent protein catabolic process; protein polyubiquitination. Lineage: Eukaryota; Metazoa; Arthropoda; Insecta; Coleoptera; Chrysomelidae. The transcript has 5 exons. Gene Ontology annotation, cellular component: nucleus. Gene Ontology annotation, molecular function: ubiquitin conjugating enzyme activity. The record is from RefSeq and is a predicted model, not a curated record.